UCUCCAUCCGCUCCAUUCAUCCCACAACUUCCCCUUCAAUCUCUUAUUGAGCUGCCCCAUUGUUCUCAGUCACUUCCCCCACCAUGACCGAGGCAUUCACCCAGACGGAUCUGCAGGGCGCGUUGCCCCUAAUCGCCCGCGGCAAGGUACGCGACCUGUACGAAAUCGACGAGAAAACCCUCCUCUUUGUCGCGACCGACCGCAUCUCCGCCUACGAUGUGAUCAUGGAAAAUGGCAUCCCCAACAAAGGCAUUCUCCUCACCCUGUGCACGCAAAAAUGGUUCUCCAUCCUCUCCGCCGCCCUCCCCUCUCUCCGCACCCACUUCCUGACCCUCGACCUGCCCCCGCAAAUCCCCGAGUCGCUGCGCCCGGUCCUCCAGAACCGCAGCAUGCAGGUCCGCAAGCUCCGCAUCCUGCCCAUUGAAGCCAUUGUGCGGGGCUACAUCACCGGUUCGGCCUGGAAGGAGUACCAGACUUCGGGCACGGUGCAUGGGAUCCCUGUCAAGGCGGGUCUUCGGGAGAGUGAGGCCUUCCCGGAUGGACCGAUUUAUACUCCUUCGACCAAGGCCGAGCAGGGUGAGCAUGAUGAGAAUAUUCAUCCUGAUAAGGCCGUCGAAAUCCUCGGCGAAAAGUACGCCGCCAUCGUCGCCUCUCUCGCCGUGCAGCUGUACAAGAUCGCGCACGAGUACGCCCUGACCCGGGGUGUGAUCAUCGCGGACACCAAGUUCGAGUUCGGUGUCGAUGAGGAGACCGGCGAGGUGGUGCUCGCGGACGAGGUGCUGACUCCAGAUUCGUCGCGGUUCUGGCCUAAGGAUACGUAUGAGAUUGGACGCGGCCAGGCUAGCUUCGAUAAGCAGUUCUUGCGCGAUUGGUUGGUGCAGGAGGGGUUGAAGGGGAAGGAGGGCGUGCGGAUGAGUGAGGAGAUUGCGCAGAGGACGAGCGAGAAGUAUAAGGAGGCGUGGGAGAAGAUUACGGGGGGUAAUUGAUUAAUCAAUUAGGGUGAUGUGUUUGGUUGAGUCCCUGCGAGAUGUAAGGGAUGUAUGGCAUCAUGUGUUUGUAGAAUUGGAAUCAAACGGUCAGUGUAUUAGGUAGACGUUCACUGGGACUCCUACUUUUACUAUACAAUCUAGAGAACAAGGU
Messenger RNA from Aspergillus ibericus CBS 121593, 1140 nucleotides. RefSeq names its product phosphoribosylaminoimidazolesuccinocarboxamide synthase. The transcript is spliced from 3 exons. The record is from RefSeq and is a predicted model, not a curated record. NCBI's taxonomy places the organism in Eukaryota, Fungi, Ascomycota, Eurotiomycetes, Eurotiales, Aspergillaceae. Gene Ontology annotation, biological process: 'de novo' IMP biosynthetic process. Gene Ontology annotation, molecular function: phosphoribosylaminoimidazolesuccinocarboxamide synthase activity. Bases 84 to 986 code for a protein of 300 amino acids. Gene Ontology annotation, cellular component: cytoplasm.